Molecule: messenger RNA, 1823 nt
Organism: Tachysurus fulvidraco (yellow catfish)
Lineage: Eukaryota; Metazoa; Chordata; Actinopteri; Siluriformes; Bagridae
Gene: nudcd3
Product: NudC domain containing 3
Exons: 6
Coding region: 177-1277 (366 amino acids)
Biological process (GO): protein folding
Cellular component (GO): cytoplasm
Source: RefSeq, a predicted model, not a curated record
CGCCCGGAAGUAAUCGGUAACCCCCUUGUCCUUCUGACGAUCUCGUAUUUUCCAUGAGCUUGUCAGUGUGUUUUGGUUUGGCUCAGUAAACAAAACAGUCUCAGCCUCAAGUCGAUUGCUUUCUUUCUUUACUUUUUAUUUAAAUAUUUUGUCUGUUAGUGAACGUCCUUGUAACGAUGUCGUCGCCGUUGGAGAUGACCGAGUUGUACGACAACGCGUUGCUAGGAAUCUUGCAGCAUGUUGGAAACAUACAGAAUUUUCUACAGAUCUAUUUCGGCUUUUUGUACAGAAAGACAGACUUUUAUCGGCUCCUGGUCAACCCAAAUGAUAAAAUGGGAUUCCCACCUGGAGUAGCAGAAAAAAUGGUCCUUAAGACAUUUAAGUUGUUCGAGAAGCUGGCAGUGCAGGACAGAGAGAGAGUGAUGAAGCUGGCUGAAGAAGCUCGAGCUGUUCCUACUGUAGUGGAGGAAAUCGAAGUUCGAUCACAGCCAGAAGAACCUGCAGAAACCGCACAAGAAUCCAGGUCUGUUGCAUCGUCCUCAGAGCCGGUGCCUGCAGGUGCAGGGUCUGCGAACAGCAAUGAGGUGGAGUCUGCAGAGAGCGAACAGCCAACAGUGGCACCUGCGUCUGCACCGUCUGCACCAUCUGCACCAUCUGCGUCUGCACAGGGGGCUGCUUCAGAUUCUUCUGCAGCUGAGCCUGGCCAGGCCAGUUUCCAGGCAAGCCCAGAUAGCUACAACGGUGCUGUCAGAGAAAACUACAGCUGGUCACAGGACUACUCUGAUGUGGAAGUUCGUGUUUUUGUCCCACCGAGCAUCGUCAAGGGCAGACAGGUGUCCGUCAGUCUCCAGUCUGGUGGCGUGCGUGUGGCGGUGAAGGAGGGGGCUUCAGAAAACGUUCUGAUGGAAGGCGAGUUCACGCACAAAAUCAACACAGAGAAUUCUCUGUGGAGUCUGGAACCAGGCCACUGUGUACUGCUAUCUCUGAGUAAAUUAGGGGAAGUGUGGUGGACUGCCGUGCUUAAAGGUGAGCAAGAAAUUGACGUAAACCAGAUCAAUCGCGAGCGCUCCAUGGCCACUGUGGGCGAGGAUGAGCAUGCAGUGUUAGACCGGCUCACCUUUGACUACCAACAGAAACUACAAGGAAGGCCUCAGAGCCAUGAGCUGAAAGUUCACGAGAUGUUAAAGAAGGGCUGGGACGCCGAGGGAUCGCCAUUCAAAGGCCAGCAGUUUGAUCCGUCCAUGUUUGACAUAACACCAAACGCCGUACAGUUUUAAACUGAAGAGACUCUGGAAGAUACUGGAAGAGAGAAGCCAAAAAACAAUCAUCCCACUUUCAUAUCACCAUAUAUAUAUACUGAAGUGUCAAGCACUGACAACUCUGGUGUUUACAGUAUGAUGGACGACAUGACAGCACUGCAGAAUUUGAAUUGCUAAAGCUGUACAAGAUCAGUUUCCCAAAUGGCAUGAGGAUUCAUUCAGAUCUUGAGAUGUUACUUUAUUUUUUAUUUCAGUGCUGUUGCAGUAAAUACAUCAUCUACUCACAUGGCGUAUGGAUUAUAAGUUUCUGUAGGUUCUUGCUAAAAUAACUGAAGUAAAUCUAUUAAACCACUUCAGAAGGUUCUAGAAUAAAUGAACAACGUUCUACUGAAAGAUACUACAGGUGGUGGGGUAUGUGUCAUCCAUCAGUUCUGAACAUUACCAAAGGUUCUUCAGCCUUGUCGAGUAUUUGUCAGGUUUAGGAGUUCUGAUUUUUUUCCAGUUUUGUUUUCCAUUCAGUGUUUUGAUUUUAUGUGCCUGAAUUUAAUAAAAUACAUUACAAAA